Molecule: messenger RNA, 945 nt
Organism: Amoebophrya sp. A120
Lineage: Eukaryota; Dinophyceae; Syndiniales; Amoebophryaceae
Source: the annotation of a GenBank genome assembly
CAGUUGUGGCGCGAACAGGAGAGAGGUUAAAGUUGCGUCUUUAGGUCUGUAAGACGUGAUGACGAUUGUGAUUGUUUGCUUUCUUGGAAGUGCAAGUGGGAGAUGUGGGUCCACGACCAGGGUCUGCUUUUUUCACUGAAUGUGAUGGACGUGCAAUAAUUAACACCGUCUCGACGUCCAAAACCUAUAGCUUCACGUUUUGAAAACCAUGUCGACUACAUCGUCCGCCGUCGAGAUUACUCUGCAGAGUUUUGGUCUCCCCAGUAUGAUUGAGGCUUUACACCAAAUGCACCGGGUGGCUAUACAAAACCUUAGCCAUUACAUAAAGAACCUUUCAGCAAUUUGUUGUGGUUGUUGUAUAUGGAAUUAAGUAUAGUUUUUUUUAUCGAAUUGCGUAAGCAAAAGUAGAUGAUCUACUGUAGAUCACACAUGUUCAAGCUGCACGACACCGGAAGCAAAUUGAUUAUAGCUGUGAAGCCGACAAGUCCGACACUCGUAAAAGGAUACCUGACUAGGACUACCACGCGCAACCGCGAUCAGAGAAAGAGAUGCAUGUGUCCCGCCGGCCACGCGCGAAUGCCCCCUCCCCCGUCUCCCUGCAACGCCUCCUCGGAGAGGCCGUCGGUUGCUACGGGUGCGGCACGAAAAACCCUCACGGCUUCCAGCUGCACAGCUACGUCAAGCGGUUUUCGCAUGACAAAUCUGCAACGAAAAAAACCCACGUUGCGGUGGAGAGUCUCUGGCACCCGAAAGAACAUUAUGACAGUACACAACUCCCCCUCCCCUUCAUUUGUAUUGCAUGAGCGGCAAUGCAAGCAACAGCAAGAGCGCCCGUUUUAUUGCAAUACGAAUUUACGCUCCUGGAGUGUAGUACGAUUUGGGCUUUCGGAAUUUGUCAUGCAAACGGUGCCACAGGGCAGCGACUGGACUCGGGAUUUUGCAUGA